CAUCCGUUGCCCUGACUCCUGCCCUUGGAGGAAGCCAGUCAUGGGGGAAACGGGGAAAGACGAGUAUAAAAUCCAGUCGUUCGACACCGAGACUCAGAAGCUGCUGAAAACAGCCCUCAAAGACCCCAGCAAUGUGGACCUGGAGAAAGUGGCCAAUAUCAUAGUGGACCAGUCCCUCAAAGACUGCGUGUUCAGCAAGGAGGCGGGACGCAUCUGCUACACCAUCAUCCAGGCAGAGAGCAAACAAGUCGGCCAGAGCAUCUUCCGGAGGAGCCAGCAGGAGUACAAGGACAGGGAGGAGCUGCGCACCCGCUCGCUCCAGGCCUGGAUCUGCUACGUCACCUUCAUCUGCAACAUCUUCGACUACCUGAGGGUGAACAACAUGCCCAUGAUGGCUCUGGUGAACCCCGUUUACGACUGUCUGUUCCGGCUGGCACAGCCCGACAGCCUGCGGAAGGAGGAAGAG
Messenger RNA from Eurypyga helias (sunbittern), 466 nucleotides. It is a transcript of the gene MIF4GD, whose product is annotated as MIF4G domain containing. Lineage: Eukaryota; Metazoa; Chordata; Aves; Eurypygiformes; Eurypygidae. Gene Ontology annotation, molecular function: translation activator activity. Gene Ontology annotation, biological process: regulation of translational initiation. The record is from RefSeq and is a predicted model, not a curated record. Gene Ontology annotation, cellular component: cytosol.